AUGGACUGCUCACCCUUCCCAGACCAAGCCGAACAGCUUAACGAGAUCAGCUUAUCCUUCCAAGCAAUCUUCGAUCGCCUUCUCCAGACAACACAAAACGUCAGCAAAGAUCCAAUCCUGCGGUUAGCUGGACCAGAAGAGAUUCUUCAGCUCAAAGAGAUCAGUGCGCCAGGGACUGCGCAUCCAGUACAAGAUGCUAUCGAGGAUGCAUUCACCAUCUCAGACUUUCGCUUCCGGAUGAGUCAUCCCAAGACUUUCGCAUUCAUCCCAGCUCCUGUUUCUCCAUUAUCUUGGAUAGGAGAUUGUAUUGCGCAGGCUUUCAACUCAUUCGCUGGGUCGGCGCUGCAAGGUCCGGGUGUGGCCAUUGUAGAACAAACGUUGCUGCAAUGGUUGGCUUCCAAGGUUGGAAUGCCGGAUACUGCAGGUGGUGUGUUCGUUUCUGGUGGUUCGAUGGCUAAUAUGAGUGGCAUGGUGUUGGCCAGAGAGUGUAUCUUGGAAGACGGUACUGAAAGUCUGGGCAUCGCCUAUCUAUCCGAUCAAACUCAUCAUUCGGUUAUAAAAGCGCUUCGUAUCAUUGGUAUCAAACGAAGCCAGAUACGCUUAAUACCCACCAACUCUUCCCUCCAGAUGGACAUAGCUGCACUCACUGAGACCAUCAAAGCCGAUCGCGAAGCGGGCCUCAAACCCUUCGUCAUCAUAGGAACAUGUGGCACGACAAAAACCGGCAGUAUCGACCCGUUACAAGACCUAGCUCAAGUCCGAGACGACGAAAAGAUAUGGCUUCACAUCGACGGCGCUUACGGAGCUUCAGUUGCUCUAGGCGCUACAAGAAGCAACUUUACCAACGGUCUGGGGCUGGCAGAUAGUAUCUCCUGGGAUGCGCACAAGUGGCUCUUCCAAACAUACAGCUGCAGUCUAAUCUUGGUCCGAAACAAAUUCAACCUGGCAAAAGUAUACGCCAACGACGGCGACUAUCUCCGCGAUGCUCUCGAACACGAUGAAAUUCCCGACUUUUGGAACUUGGGCAUGGAACUUACUCGACCAUCACGCGCGAUGAAACUAUGGUUUACACUACGAGUUCUCGGUGUAGAAACCGUGGGCAAGAUGAUAGACCAUGGUUUCGAUCUUGCGGAGAUUGCCGAGGCUGAAGUUAAGAAGCUAGACGAGUGGGAGGUUACUAGUCCUGCGAGUAUGGCGAUAGUGACUUUUCGAUAUGCCCCUCCGGGAAGGACGGAUGAGGAGCUUGAUGGGCUAAAUGCGUCUAUUUCAAAGUAUUUUAUGGAUAAUAAUAUUGCGGGGAUGUUGACGACGAAGAUCCGGGGGAGGGUUGUUUUGAGGAUAUGUUCGAUAAGUCCUGUGCUGAGACUUGAGGAGAUGGUGGAAAUCAUUCAGAGGGCUGAUCAGGUUGCUAAGCUCCUUACACAAAGAUAA
Fusarium coffeatum is the source of this 1431-nucleotide messenger RNA. RefSeq lists its product as uncharacterized. Gene Ontology annotation, molecular function: pyridoxal phosphate binding; carboxy-lyase activity. Gene Ontology annotation, biological process: amino acid metabolic process. The record is from RefSeq and is a predicted model, not a curated record. The transcript has a single exon. The coding region runs from base 1 to 1431 and encodes 476 amino acids. Lineage: Eukaryota; Fungi; Ascomycota; Sordariomycetes; Hypocreales; Nectriaceae.